Molecule: messenger RNA, 243 nt
Organism: Parnassius apollo (apollo)
Lineage: Eukaryota; Metazoa; Arthropoda; Insecta; Lepidoptera; Papilionidae
Source: the annotation of a GenBank genome assembly
AUGGAGACAACGCGAAAUUUCACCGCCCAGAUGACCCCACAGCAAAAUGCAACGGGCAGUGCUAUGGCACUGAUGCAAUAUGUCACUGUCACCAAGACGACGCACGUGCAGGACGUUAUUCUCAACAAAAUGGCGUCGCCGCGAAACGUCACGCACACCACAGAAAGAAACGCAAGCGUAAACCGGUGCUGGUCUGAAGCAAAUGUAAAGCAAAUCAUUAGCGUUUCACCAUUAACCGUUUAA